Cryptotermes secundus is the source of this 6897-nucleotide messenger RNA. Its product is annotated as apoptotic protease-activating factor 1. Gene Ontology annotation, molecular function: ADP binding; protein binding. Lineage: Eukaryota; Metazoa; Arthropoda; Insecta; Blattodea; Kalotermitidae. The record is from RefSeq and is a predicted model, not a curated record. Gene Ontology annotation, biological process: regulation of apoptotic process. The transcript is spliced from 21 exons.
CAGAGACACAGAGAUACGUUGUUUGUAGGAUAGCCUUCAACUCGAAUACAAAGAGAAGGGGGGUUUUUCGAGCUUAGGUGUGAGCAGUAGAGAAGUAGAGAAAUAGCUGCUGUUGUUUACGUAUGAACUGUGAAAUAUGUUCAAAAUGUUGAUUUCAUAAUAUUUUAUGUAGAAAAUUACUUUUGACAAUGGACACUGUAAGAAGAAUGAGACUGCAGACCUUGCGAGAGAAGAUUGUGCAAGAUGUACAUGUCGAGUACAUUUUAGAUUAUCUCAUUUCUAAGGAUGUCCUUUCUGAAGAUGAAAUGGAGCGUAUUAAAGGAGAGAAAACUCGUAAAGAUCAAACACGCCACUUACUGGACAUCUUACCCAAGAAGAAUAUUGAUGCAUUUGAACACUUUGUUCAAGCCCUAAAGGGUCCGUAUCCAUGGCUGAGUGAACAGUUAGAGGCAGAGGGUCCAGAGUCAUAUCAAAUUGAAGAGAAAAGUUUCUUUGACAGUUUGCUCUUAGGAGGUUUGCCUCAGUCUCCUCCACAUAAUGUCGAGAGAAAAGAAAAGGUAGAAGAGGUUCGGCAACAUUUGCAUUCUCUCAAGAGAGGUCAUUAUGUUGUUCUUCAUGGAAUGACGGGUUCUGGAAAAUCAUGUCUUGCUGCUGCAGCACUUGACAACAAACAGCUUGUUAUUGAAAAAUUUAAAGGUGCCGUGUAUUGGAUUGGUGUUGGUGACAUAAAUACGGAAAGGUCUGGUGAUCUCCUGUGCCAUAUGACAGAUCUGAUGGAGAAGCUAAGUCAUCAUCCAGAAGUUGAACUGAAGAGACAGGUUCAGUCAAGUACUAGUAUUAAUGGAGCAAGAGAAAGUUUACGCCGAUAUUUUACAAGUGAUGCGCUACGUGAGGGUCUUCUUAUACUUGAUGAUGUUUCUUCCCCUGAAGUCAUUGAAGCAUUUGAUGUAGGAUGCAAGAUCUUGGUGACCACAAAAGAUAGCUGGGUCAUGAAAAGUGUUGAAGGACGACAGUGUCUCGUUAAGGUUAGUGAAGGUUUUUUGGAGCAGGAGUCACUGUGUUUAAUGGCCAAAUGUGUUGGAGUUGAUAUAUCUCAGCUGCCUCCUCAAGCCAAGAAAAUUCAUAAGUUAUGUAAAGGUGUCCCCAUGGUGAUUGCACUAAUUGGAGCACAGUUGGCAGAUAAUAAAGACGAUGUGCAACGAAAUCCUGGACGCUGGAAUUAUUAUCUUGAUACCUUAACAAGGCGUGAUUAUGGGAAAAUAAAGAGACUUAGUUUUUCCCAAGAAGAUGGCAUGCUUGGUGCUAUUGGACUCUGUGUUGAUAAUUUGCCAGAUGAUAUGAAGUGCUUCUAUCACGAUUUUGCUCUCUUUGUCGAGGAUGUGAACAUCAGACCAGAGGUGCUGGAAACACUUUGGUCACGAAAUAAAUAUGAAGUGGAAGAUAUAAUGAGUGAGUUUCUGAAGAAAUCCCUUGCAGUGUCCAAAUGGAAUGAGGUCCUUAAUUCAGUGUGGUUGAAUUUGCAUGAGUAUGUAUAUGUAUUGUGAAUAUAUAUUUCACUUGUAUAAUAUUUUUGUUUAUUUCAGGACCUGCAUAGGAAACUUCUGAAUUGUUACAAAUCUGUUUCUGGUGGAAACUUUUCAAAUCUUCCUAAUGAUAACUACAUAUAUUCUUAUAUCGGUCACCAUUUGAAUGAAGCGGAGAUGUGGUCUGAAUUUCCAAAUCUUUACCUGGAUCUUGAGUUUAUUGGUGCUAAGUUGAAAAUUACAGGUCCAGGAGAUCUUUUGGUUGAUUACAAGAAGUACGGCAGUUUCAUCACUGGAGGAGAUGAACAACUUGUGUCUGUACUGAAAGACUUUGAACAAUUCAUACAGUCACGUGGCUUAGAUUUACACAAGUACCAGGAUAUAGAUAUUGUUCAGUGUGGACUGCAGGAACAUAGAAACAGUUAUGUUUAUAAGAAGGCUUUGAAGAUUGCUAACGGAAGGCCCAGUAAACUGUACCUGCAAUUCUUGCUAGAUCAAGGUAAUUUACCACAACCAGAUACACUGUCAGUAAAUGAGGAAGUGUUUGCAGCCUGUUUCACAUCAAAAGAGAAUAAGAUAUUGACUUCUAAUGGCAAUGGUACAAUAAAUCUGUGGGAUAUGGAGUAUGCUCGCAUACUGUACACUUUCCAAGGUCACAGACAGAGAAUCUUGCACUUGGAGCUGAGUCCAGACAGAACCCAGUUCUUGUCCUGCUCUGAAGAUGCUACUGUAAAACUAUGGAAACUAGAAGGUUCAGUAUGCAAGAACAGGACUGAAGAAGAAUUUGAUGAACAUGGGUUUUCUGUGAAGACUCCAUCUCCUCGCAUGAGGCAGGAUAAUUGGAAGAACAUGUUCUCUAGUGAUACUGUUGGUGACAGAAGCUACAAGACAUUUAGUGAUCAUCAGACUGGUGUGUUAUAUGCUACAUUUUCUUAUACGGGCGAUGAAGUGAUGUCUUGUUCCAGUGAUGGCUCUGUCAAGGUUUGGAAUUGUGAGACUGGUAUUGUAAGACUGACAUUUCAAGUUCCUUCUCCGGGAAGUUUUGCCAACAGUUGCAUAUUUUCUGAAGAUAGCUCAAUGAUAUUCUUUGGUGGUAAUGACAGUGUUGUUUAUGUUUAUGACAAUGAUACUGGUCAUUUGAUCUCAAGAUUUGAAACCUGUGGUUGUGUCAUUGCAAUCUUGGGUACUGCGGACAAUGAAAUUGCUGUGGUGACUGAUAAUUCUGUUUGUCUUUGGAGGUGGGAAACUGGAGAUAAGCCAUGCUCAUCUGUUAAUGCUCAAGAUUUACUUAAGGAAAGGUCACAUAAUGUGAUCCACAGUAAUAAGAAAGCUGUGAACACAUCUACAUUGGAACUAUCUGUUGUCAUGCAAAAUAUCGUAUCUGAGGAACUGGACCAAUCUACAUAUUCAGGCUAUACAUGUGCUACAUUAUCUCAGGAUCAUCUGUAUAUCAUUGUGGGAGCUUCAGACUCCUGCAUUAGGGUCUGGGAUAUCGAAGAACGCAGACUGGUGAAGGAGUAUCUCAGUCAUAAUGGGCGUGUGAGGUGUUUGGAUACGUUCUAUGGAGGCAGCUACCAGCUGUUGCUCUGUGGUUCAGAUGAUAAGGCCAUAAAAGUGUGGCAUAUUGAGCCAGCCGAGCCAGAACAAGAAACUAAACUGCAACAAAAUUUUGAUGCUGUCUGGGAUGGGAACUCUACAGAUCAGUGUAUACCAUUACUAGCAGCUCUAGAUAACCGUAAUAAACUGCAGUUACUACGAGGAAGAAACAUUGUCACUGAAACUGUUCCAGAGAGAGUGGCAGUGAAGUCAUGCAGGCUCUCUAGCUGUGGGCAGUUUCUGGUGUAUGGUUGCUGUGAUGGAUCAGUAAAGAUGUUUGAAGUCAAGAGCAAAUCUACAGCUGUCAUAAUUAAAUUAAGUGGUGCUGUGCAUUACCUUCAGAUCUGCAAUAAUAAUGACCUAACUGUCAUAGCUGCAGAUGAAAACAACAGUUUAAAGGUGUGGAAAGGAAAACCUAAUGAAACAGGGUCAGUAGUAACAUGUGCUGGGCAGACUGAUGUUGUGGUCCAGUGCUUUCUCGUGAGCAUGAACCAGAAGCUGCUAUCUUGUGCACAGGAUGGGAGUGUAAAGAUAUGGGACGUCAUAACAGGAAAUUUAAUUGAUGUUCUUGCGGGACGCAUUACUCAGACAUUUGUCACUAUGGCAGAUCUGUCAUCAAAUGAGGACUUGCUUGUUCUCUGUUAUACUAGUGGAAGUUUUCUUUUGCGGAGUCUUACCCUGUUACCACAUCCACCAUACGUGGAGGUCCAAGACAAUUAUAGUUUUCAGCUUGAUGAUUCUAUUCGCAGCUGUAAAUUGUCUCAUGAUGCAUUAUUGCUAGCCUUGGGACAAGAUACUGGUAACAUUAUUAUAUGGGAUGUUACCAAUACAGUAAUUCUGGGUACAUUGCAUCUUCACAAGAGCUGUGUUCACAACCUGCUGUUUUCGCCUCCUGCAGCAGUUGCAGGUGCUCUCUUGAUAUCACCACCACCUAUAGUAUUAGUGAGUGUAGCUGAUCAAAUUGGAUGGUGGGAUGUUAGCCGGUUGGCCACAGGAUCCUGUAUUCAACAACGAAGGAUGAGUAGUGGUCAGCGAAGGAGAAGAAGAAGUGGUAGUUCUCCAAAAAUAUUGAUCAAACCACUUGGUGAAAGUUCUAAUGGCUGUGUGAAAACUGAAUACUUGGCAGAUGUAUGGUUUGGAAAAGAAGGACCAAAGGGGAAAACAGAAUUAUUAGGUUGUGUGAAGCUUCUAGGACGAGAAGCUAGCAAAGUCUCAGCAAACAGCAACUUUUCUGCAUUUGCUACAGUGGAUGCAAGUGGAAUUGUUUAUCUGAUGAAGGUCUUGUAGUGAUGUUGCCAUUAAUGUCUUGAGUUUCAAGACAGUUUGCUCAAAUGCUGUGUGUACAUGUAAAGGCCUUUACAUAUGUUCAUGCAUGCAUUCAUAUAUGUAUGUCAGAUUUUAAGAAUAUUAUUGUUAUGUUUUUCUGUGUUCUGUUUUAAUAGAAAUAUUGUUUGAAAUACAUACCAUAUAGAACAAGAUCUUAGAACAGUUCUGUUGUGUAAACUGAUGUGUUUAUAUAGAAAUUUGUUUCAUUGUGACUUCUUUUUAAAGUUUCUUUUUUUGAGAUGAAUGAUUAUACCAUUGAGUAAUUUUUAAAAGAAUUUUAUGGUCUUGCUUACCAAUGUUGAAGCAUUUCAUGGAGGUAUUUUUAUAUUUUGUUUUAUUAUUGUAUCAUCACGUAUAAGGGUUAGCUUAACAAAGUUAUUUGGUUCUGGAUCAGACAAAUUAAUUUAUUGGAUCAUUACCAGUUGUAACUAAAAUUAGUUACUACACUUUCAAGAUUGCUGUAUCUAUGACACAUCAACAAUUAUAACAGUCUCAAGGUUACUGCAUUUGUAAUACAUAAAGUAAAAUCUUCAAUACUUCAGUUAUUGAACUGCCUUAAACGCCAUCCUGACGAAUCGGUAUGGACCACCCACAGAAAACACAUAAGUUGCUCAGCAACAUAUCCUUUAUUGUUGUCAGGUGUAUCCGCCCAUCCGUUACCUAGUAAUGGAUAUCCUGUUGUUGCAUAUUUGUUGCCACGAGAUCUGUUUUCUGGCCUGUUACCUAGCAAUGGAUGUCCUAUUGUUGGAUGUGUUUACCUGUCAUUUCCCAGAAAAGGCCCAAUCUGUCACAGUAUAAUAUCUGUUUCUAUAAAUAUAGAUUACACAUUUUAUGUGUUGCAGAAUUGUCAUUUGCAGAUGUCCUGUUAAAGAAAGAAAUUUUACCCACAGUUUUUCAUGGACAACAUUUUCAACAUGUUCAAUAAAAAUCAACGGGAAAUAUUUAUUAUGGCAAGAGAAUGUUGGUAAUAUGCCCUCCAGAAUAAACACAUUUGACAGCUGAACUGCUGUUAACACAAGAGUUACAGAAAAUGGAACAGAUGUUUCCACUUUUUAAAUGUUUAAAAUAAAUAUGUCAGGUAUCGGAAUUUUCGUUCAUGUUUUCACUGGAAUAGCCACAAAUACAGGAAAUUUUAGUUUCUCAUGGUAAUGAAUGUUGAGAUUAUGGUCUCCUUUGAUGUGACUCCGUGCAAUUCAGGAGAUAACUGCCAGCAUUUUGAAGGACUCUACUACCUCCGUCUUCAGAGUAGAAGAGUCCUACAGAGUUUGUGGUAAUGAUAUUUUAAAAUAGCUGAAAUAAAAUGUCAUGUUCAGUUGCAUCAUCUAUACUUUACCAUGUAUACGAUAAUAACGUAGAAGAAUCAUACAGAGUUUGUGGUAAUGAUAUUUUAAAAUAGCUGAAAUAAAAUAUGUUCAGUUGCAUCAUCUAUACUUUACCAUGUAUACGAUACUAUACAUUGAUAUUGGAAGCGAUGAAAGUCCUCUUCAGAAUUAUAAAAUAUGCCAUUGUAUGUUUGGAUUUUAUUCAUAACAGUGGUGUUUUAAAUGGCAGUACUCUUAUUGAACAACCUUAGUGUUGUUAUGGGGCUCUUUUCUAUAUCCAGUUGUACCUUCUGGAGAACUGCAAUGAGCCCUUAAUUCUGUUGAAUAAAAAUAUGUAAAUUCGUCCAAUUGUUGUUUCAGCUCACUGUUGACUGAUACUGUGAUAAGUAAUUGACCCAGCUUGAUGACAGUUAAUGCUUUUGAUAUUCCUAGUAGUGAGUCUUUAUGAAGUAACUUGGUAUUGGAAGGAAAAUGCAUUUGCUUCUGUUAGUUGAUAUUUAUUUUUCCUAUGUGCAAAUUUCUUUAGGAAUGGUAAUGUACUCUUGUUUUCCUUUGUGUUUUAAUUAAAAUGAUAUAACUGGAUAUUUCUGUUAUUAAAGUAGGCUGUUUAAAUUACUUUAAUAUUGUUGCGAACUCAGAAUAGUUCUCCCACUUAUUCCCUUCAACUUUCACCGUGAUCAGACCUUCAGAUGGUCUGUGUGUAUCUGCCUUAAAGAGCAGUGAAACCGUUAUAUAAUUACAUUCAGGGAUUCAGACAUUUAGUUUGAUGUGUAAUGUUUUCUGAGUUCUCAAUUUUUCGUAAUUCAGUUUCAUUUACUUAUUUGAUUCUGUAUGAAGAGUAGAUUGAAAUAUGUAAACUGUAAGACACUUAGGAUUUUUAAGUUUUAUAUUCAGUGGUCUUCAAGCAUUCCUGCUAUCAGCCAUCUGUUGUAGAGCUUAUUCAGGGGGCAGAAGCAUCCAAUGUUUCAGGAUUAUCUACAAAUUUGUGACAGUUGUUGGAUCUUUAUACCAGUUUGGACAUUGUUGAUUGUUUGAGGUGACUACCGUUUACUAUAUUCUAUUUAAGCAUCCUGUUGCACUAUACCCUUCUAUAUGUAAUAAUAGAAAUGCUGUCGUGAAAUGCAACAAUU